GGCUUUCGCAAGCGCAAAAUCUCGGACAAGCUCAAAAGCUUCUAUCAUUCUGGGGCAUUGGAUGUCACUGGAGAGCAGAUCUAGACCCAACUGGGGUUACUCUUAGGGCUUAGGGUAUGCAGAUUAGGGUGCUGUCCAGACCGCACUGCAAACCAGGACCCUGAUUGGCCCACUGGCCGCUGGCUCAUCCUUUGAAUGCUUGACUCAGGUUGGUUGUCAUGCUGGCGUCUGGAGGCAAGUGAACCCCUCCCGUGUUGGCAUUAUUUGUCCCUCUUUUUUUAUAGCUCCGUUUCCUGAUGCCCCUCACCUGUCACCGACUUCCUCGAGUGUUCUCCCAUUUCCUUACAAGAAGACCCAAACAACGAUUGUCGCUCUUUUCUCCUGUGGUUCUUCUCUCCAGAUCUAGAUCUAUGGCCACCGCGCGCCAACAGCCACCAUGGCAACAGCCACCCCUCCACCCUGAGGCCGAAGGGCGUCUUCCUCCUCUGAAAGUCUGGAACUCUUUAACACGCUCGAAGAACCCGUUCAUCCCCAUCGACAAGGAAGGAAAGAGAGUUUCCUGGUACGCAUGCGGGCCAACUGUCUAUGACGAUGCCCACUUGGGCCAUGCCAGAAACUAUGUUAGCACAGACAUCAUUCGGCGUAUCAUGCGUGACUACUUCAAAUUUGACGUCAACUUUGUCAUGAAUAUCACAGAUGUUGAUGAUAAGAUUAUCCUUAGAGCCCGGCAACAGCACCUGUUCACAGAGUUCGUUUCUGAGCAUCCUACGAUCGACGCCGAAGUUCUGGAUGUCGCCAAGAAAGCGUACACUGCCUACCUUAAGAAGAACCUUCCACUGUUGAACCCCAACCUGCCCGCGUCUCAAUACAAGGAUGAGGUGGAGAAGACCUACGCCGUCGUGCUGAACGGAGGACCCCUUCCCGGCAACGAGAGGGCCGGUGACGAUGAAGCGAAAACUAAAAUGCACAUCAAGACCGUUGCGUCGGCAUCAAAGGUGAUCGCGGAGGCAGAACGCUUGGGCGAGGCUAAGCAGCCUACGGGCUUUGUGGAGAAGUUCUACACGGAAGCCCAAGAUCUCCUCCUCCCAUAUCUGGAUUCAUUGAAGGGGGCAUCGAUCAACGCAGAUGACCAUAGAAUUUUCACCAAGUUGACGAAGAGAUACGAGGAUCGGUUUAUGAAGGACAUGCGUGAUCUGAACGUCCUCGACCCCAACGAAAUCACUCGGGUCACAGAGUAUGGCGCGGAGAUCGCUGACUUCGUGGAGAAGAUUGUGAAGAAUAAUUUCGGCUAUGUUACGGAAGAUGGUUCUGUUUACUUCGACAUCGACUCCUUCGAGACUGCUGGUCACCCUUACGCCCGGCUUGAACCCUGGAAUCGGUCGGAUAGCAAGCUUCUGGCUGAAGGAGAGGGAUCGUUGACUAAGAAGACUACGGAUAAGCGAUCGGCAUCUGAUUUCGCUCUAUGGAAGGCUUCUAAGCCUGGUGAGCCUAGCUGGGAGAGCUCCUGGGGUCGGGGACGGCCGGGAUGGCAUAUUGAAUGUUCUGCAAUGGCUUCCGCAAGGCUCGGUAAGCAGAUGGAUAUCCAUUCAGGUGGUGUCGACCUUGCGUUCCCUCACCAUGACAACGAGCUUGCGCAGAGUGAGGCGUACUGGGCAGAUGGUCAUUCCCAUGGCGAUCAGUGGGUGAACUAUUUCUUCCACAUGGGACACCUGUCCAUCCAGGGCUCCAAGAUGUCCAAGUCUCUUAAGAAUUUUACUACCAUUCGUGAGGCACUGGAAAGGAAAGAGUGGACCCCAAGGAGCUUGAGAAUCGUCUUCCUGCUUGGCGGCUGGAAGGAUGGUGUUGAGAUUACCGAUGACCUUGUCAGCGCUGGCAGCUCGUGGGAGGAGAAGGUGAACAACUUUUUCAUCAAGAUGAAGGACUCCGCUACCCUGCAAGGCUCAGGCUCGGAUGAUAGUCUUGCCACUGCUUUGGCAGAUGCCCAGAAGACCGUCUACGAGCACCUGUGCGACUCUUUCAACACUCCCGGAGCCAUGUACGCCAUCUCUGAGCUUAUCACGAAAUACAACAGCGCCGAUAAGUCGACUGUUAACCCCAAGGACGUUCAGGCUGUCGCACGAUGGGUGACCUCUAUGGUCAAUACCUUUGGUCUCAAUGGCACCGCCUCCCCCGACAGCCAGGAAAUCGGCUGGUCUGGCAUUGACGUUCCCGAAGAGGCCAAGGCGUUCCUCUACCCCUUGUCCUCCAUCCGUGAUUCUCUGCGACAAGCCGCACGGGCGAAGGGAGGAGUCGAUGCCAAGACUAUCGCCGAGAUUGUCGAACGUGAAGCCCUCCCGACGCAAGAGAUCACCGAAUCCAGCAAACCUUAUGCUGAGGUCUUGAGCAAUUUCCGCGCCAAGGUGUCGUCACUCGAGGAGUCGGAUAGCAUUAGCAAGGAGGUCUUGGCACUCUGUGACCGGGUUCGUGAUAUUGAUUUGUUCGAUGUUGGUGUCUAUCUUGAAGAUCGAGACAACUUGCCUGCCCUCGUCCGUCCGGUGACUCGCGAACUGAUCCAGGCUCGGGAAGAGAAGGCGCGGAAGGCGCACCAGAAGCAGAUCGAAAAGGAGAAGAAGGAGAAGGAGGCCCUGGAAAGGCUCCAGAAGGGCAAGCUCAGCCAUCUGGAAAUGUUCCGGACGAACGAGUAUAGCGCCUGGGAUGACGAAGGCCUUCCCACUCGCGACGCAGCCGGCGAGGAUAUUGCCAAGAGCCGGGCCAAGAAACUCCGGAAAGACUGGGAGAGACAGAAGAAGCUGCACGAGCAAUGGCUUGCCAGCGAGAUGGGAGCAAAAUAAAAUGGUCUAGAAUAUCUUUGCUCAUUUUUGGUUACAUAUGCUUAUACCUAUGCAUUGAUGGCGUUUUGUUGGUUCCCCCAGCCAUACAGGAAUCUAUAUACACACAUACAAUUCGGGAUGUGCUUUGCUCAUUUUAUUUUAUCGGUGUAUGCAGUUUUAC
Aspergillus alliaceus is the source of this 2991-nucleotide messenger RNA. Its product is annotated as cysteine--tRNA ligase. Gene Ontology annotation, cellular component: cytoplasm. Gene Ontology annotation, biological process: cysteinyl-tRNA aminoacylation. The transcript has 2 exons. The record is from RefSeq and is a predicted model, not a curated record. NCBI's taxonomy places the organism in Eukaryota, Fungi, Ascomycota, Eurotiomycetes, Eurotiales, Aspergillaceae. Gene Ontology annotation, molecular function: ATP binding; cysteine-tRNA ligase activity. Bases 297 to 2831 code for a protein of 844 amino acids.